Molecule: messenger RNA, 1163 nt
Organism: Cottoperca gobio
Lineage: Eukaryota; Metazoa; Chordata; Actinopteri; Perciformes; Bovichtidae
Gene: whr1
Product: winged helix repair factor 1
Exons: 7
Coding region: 152-916 (254 amino acids)
Biological process (GO): positive regulation of Ras protein signal transduction
Source: RefSeq, a predicted model, not a curated record
UUUGUCCUCCAAACCGCUUGGUGGUAGCCGCGACACAUCCGGCAAAGAACCGUGAUAAAGAAGACUUUUUAAGUUGUCAGUUGGCGUUUUGGCAUUGAAUGGGGACGAAGCGAUGUGGAUACUAUAUUAAGGUUAUAAGUAGCUACUAGGUAUGAACAGGAAACGGGCUCUGAUUUCAGAAACUUUCAAGGUGAAGAAAAGAAGAAAUGGCACACAGAAGUUUGGAGCUGUCAGUGAUGGGGAUGGACCGACUGACAUCAGAUCCACCCUUGAGUACCUCAUGACACUGUUCCCCAGGAAGAUUUUCAAUGACGCCUUGCCUCAAAUUGUUCUUAAGCACCAACUCUACAGCAUUGAAAAUGACAAGACUUUGGUGGACAAGGAGCUGAAUAAACUGCGGCAACAAGGAGAACUGCUGAUGUUCCAGCUCGGGUUUGAUGCAGACACGUUUGGGCUGGUUUUUGCUUCUGAUUACAAGGCCAAAGUGUUGGCAGGAGAGGAUGGCAGAGUUACACGAGCGACGGUGGAAAGGUUUUUGGAGAAAUUACUGUCUCCUUGCACAGAACUGAGCUUCAGCAAAGACAAGAUGCUAAGGGAGUUCCUCUUCACAGACUCUGAGAUAACGCAGCUGGUUAAGUCAGGGGUCCUGACUGUGAGGGACGCAGGCAGCUGGUGGCUUGCCAUUCCCAACUCUGGCAAAUUCACUAAGUACUUUAUACAAGGUCGUAAAGCAGUGCUCGGCAUGGUGAAGAAGUCUAAAUAUAGUGAAGUCUUAAAGGCGGAGCUAGAGGAGCGGAAAACAACCUCUCAUGUGAAAUUCCACAUGAAAUAUCACAUCCAUGAUAUUGUUGGUGCAGAGCUGGUCGAGAGCAUACCCACAACUUCAGGGACAUUGUUGCGAUUUGUUGAUUCCUGAACCACAGCAACAUGACUGAAAUUGGUGCUCGGUUGAAGUCAAUGACUGACUGAAGAUCAGAAGAUUUACAAAGAUUGUGAAAAGUGUUUGUAUGAGGGCUGAUGGCAAUUUAAUUUAAGGUUUCAGAGUUUGAUUCUGUGCCAAACGCUUUAUAAAAACCUUGUGGGUUUAUGAAUUGUCAAUUAUGUUGACAUGACCUUGUGAGGUUUUGAUUUAUCUUGUAAUAAAACGUAUUUUCUUUCCCUCA